Molecule: messenger RNA, 6533 nt
Organism: Homarus americanus (American lobster)
Lineage: Eukaryota; Metazoa; Arthropoda; Malacostraca; Decapoda; Nephropidae
Exons: 2
Source: RefSeq, a predicted model, not a curated record
UUAAGGUCUUAUGUCUAACUGUAGACAUAGAGACAUGUGUGAGUGAACUAACACUUGGUGCAGUGACCAGCUGGACACGUAAUGUCUUAGUUUACGAGUGUUGGUGACAGACAACAAUAUGUAAGAGUGUUACCAGUGGUAGUAGAGGGUGCGGUGUGCUGAUGGCAUGUGUGCCCGGGCGGCGUGUGUCAGCCCAGCGUGACCUGGGCCCCCCUGGGUCCGGGCCACUACACUAAGCUUCCCGCUGGGUCAUGGACAGCCUUAAGGGCGUCAAGUCUGCCCUGGGCGGGUCCGGGGCCGGGUUGGGGACGGGCGCGGGGGCGGGCUCCUACCUAGCCAGCAUGGAGACCCUCUUGGGAGACUACAUGGAGAGGCUGGGCACGCGCCUCAACGUGCUGGAGACAGAGCUGCGCUAUGCCUGGCGUGCCCUCGACAUGCUCUCACAGGAGUACGUCAAGAUGUGGGAGCGCCUCGAGAAGCUGGAGAUUCUGCUGUACGAGCAGCAGGCUGUCAUCGCCCAGCUGCUGGAGUUCUACACAGCCUUUGACCUACAAGCUCUCCUCGCAGAGAAGGAAGAGCCAGCUUUACCCGCAGAAACUACAACUGUAGCCGCCGCUGCUGCCGCCGUCGCUGUGGUGGCAGGUCCGACGGAUGAUAACUCUGAGAACAGACUCCCAGACGAGGCCUUCUACAGGAGCCUCAACAACGCCCACCGCGACAACCUCUCGCAGGUGUCGGAGUCGACGGACCAAGAACUGGCGAGAAUCUGGGACUUGGAGGAAACUGAGAAGGAAUCAGAUUCUUCUGAAGCAAGAAAAAAGGAGAAAGAGAGAGAGAAGGAGAAUGAAAAAGACGAGGUGUACACGGCAGAUGACUACAAGGACUACAGAGGCCAGAGCACCUGUAUCAGUGAACACGACCUCCAGGAGCUGCGUAAGUUCACCACGCUGGACAAGGUCGCCCUGGGGAAGCUCAAGGAGCUUGACGCUCUCAGCGCCAAGCUCCUGAAAGACUCCCAGAACCUGCGGGACCUGCGCGAGAGGUUAAUAUCGUCCCCGAAGAUGGGGUCGCCAACCUCGACCUCCCCCCGGCACGUGGCCAAGCCUGAAGGUGCCGCCGCUGCCGUCUCCGUGUCGCAGCCGGUGGACAACAAGAUGGCGGAGUCUGUAGUGGAUGUGAAGCUGCGUCAGAUGUACCUGGACUCUAACUUAGAGGACUGGACGUUCAGCCCGAGAACGUCGGAGCCGCAGAGAAGUCGCCCUAACUCUCAGUUGUCUACUGACAGCAACGCCACGGACUCUGAGAUCAUGGCAGCACUUGGCCUGAAGAGCUCCACCUCCAUCUUGGGUUCACCGCGACACCGCGAGCUUCUCGCCAAGGCUCCCUCGCCGCUCCCUGGGUCAGAGGCCAGCUCAUCGGCCAGCAAGGAGACCCUCGUCGGGAUGUCUGACUUCAGUGUGAUGGGACGAAAGACACCGGAUCCUCUCAUCGGGGGAGACAGAGCUAUGGGGUCCUCUUCACCCACCUUCUAUACAGCAUCCAGCGAGAAGCUCAGAUCAUCGCCGCCGUUUGGACCUUCAAGGACUCGCCAGGAUGGGUACGUCAUCUCCCCUCGGCCAGGGAGUCCCAAGGAUGCGACACGGUCCAAGAAGACCUCCCUCACGCCCACCAACCUCGAGCCAGGAUCCACCAGCAAACGACCUGCAACUCCAUCCUUCGUGUUAUCCAAGGAACUCGGCCACAGUCCUAGAGCCACUCCUCGUCUCAUGAGUCCGAAGAGUCCUAAGAGUCCCAAGAGUCCCAAGUCACCAAAGAGUGCCAAGACUCCAUCGCCCAUCCGGUACUCUGAGCUGGGUAAGUACGACUCGGGUAUCUCCACCCUCAGCAGCAGUAUGAGUACCUCCUCGAGCAUCGAAAAGAGUCCGACCAGCCCAAGGCCCGGCAGGAGAGCCUCCCCCUACAGAACGGACCGCACUGAGAGGCUGGAGGAUCUGUAUCUGCCGUCCGCUACCUCAGCAGCCAUGUUAGCUUCUGUCACAACGACCUCAGCACCCAUCACCUUUCCUUCAGCAUCCUUGUCCGCCUCCUUGAACGACCAGUUCAAGUUCAGCGCCAUGGGGGAAAGUCUGACCAGAGAGUCCAAGAUGUUUAGCUCUGCACCCAUUCUUGAAGAGUCACCCCAGCCCACCACAACGACUUCUUUUUUACACAUAUCAACCUCGAAACCUGACAUACUUAACACGGUACUAAACGCUGAGAAGGCAGACCCACGCAUAUCAUUCAUGUCCCCUUCCCUGCCCCCAGCGACCUCGGUUUCAGCUGUGACCUCAAGUAUUUCUUCAGGCUACCUCACCCUUAGUCCCAGAAGGACGAGUGCCAAAGGACGAACUGGUAGUAACGCAACCUUCGAGGAGGCGUCUUUUAGUACGUACAGUAUCUACGCCCUUACCGCCGACCCCAUCACCAGGGUCAGCGGCAACAAAGCUGAGGAGAUUUUUCUCGAGGAUAUGCUUAUGGGUUCUUCUGCGCCACCUCCUCCUCCAGCACCAACUUCGAGUACUUAUUCUCAUUACUAUACCGGAUCGAGGUCGAGCGUGGCCUCCUCCUCCCUCCUGACCAACACCUCGCUGGCUGACACUUACCCCUCCAACCUCUCGGUGUCGCCCAGCAUGGACAGAGCCUAUCAGGGGAAGCAGCAACAGCAGUACCAAACAUCGCCCUACAUCAACGAACCUAAAUACUCGGCUCCUGCUUACCUGAACGCCGCCGGAGAACUUAAAUUCGUGGGUCAACACUCGCGAAGAUUUGACCAUCUAUCGGACAUGGAGCCGGGACGCUCAGAAAAUCGGCACAGCUUCGGCGCCGACAGUUCCGACUCGAUCUCGUCGUAUUCGUCCAGCUCGAGCUUCUACCCGUCGUCUGGCCCGGGAGGUAAGGACGGCAUGAAGUAUAAGUACCAGCCGAACUACAGCCAGCCUCCCCCCUACGGCGCACCACCUACCUCAUCCUCACACAUCGUCAGUAGAUACGUCCCCUUGGAGGACAACUUGAAGGGGGAGACAAUAUCCCGAUACAAACAGGCUUAUGGGUAUGACCCGACACAGCCCAUGAUGAGAGAGCAUCCCUACGAGUCUCCCGACGCCUACAUGAAUACAUAUCCCCCAAAAGACAGGUAUCGACCAGUCACCAACGUGGUGGAGUCUCCGUUGCUCAAGAGUGAGGAUCUGUCAGGAUCAUUGAGGAAUAUGGAGAACAUCCUGUCGACGGCGGCUCACGAGCCUCCCCCUCCACAGGGACCAUCUCCGACCCCUCGCUCCAGGAGUCGCUACGACCGCUACCACAACACCCGCAGACACACUCAGGCGGUGCCCACCACGCACACCGAGCUGAUGCGUCAGAUGCAGUGGGCAGACGGGAAGACGGACAGACAGGUCAAUCUGGAACUUAACCUCAAGAGGUACAGUCCCCAGAACGCGCAGGAACACCGUCAGCUGGUGCAGGAGGCCCACCCGGCCCAGACCUACUAUGAUAACAGCAACGUGCUGGUGUCCCAGGCGGGGUACAUCACCAUCACGCAGGACACCGUGCCCAUCAAGACUAAGGGGCAGCACGAGGAGAAGAAGAAGCUGAGGCGCGGCGCCAGCAUGAAGUCUGCCCUCAACAGCAUGACCAAGAUGAUCCCCAGCAUCGACAUCAUGGGCAAGAGGUCCAGGUCUCACAGCCUGCCCUCGCGACCCAUACAUGAAGACGAGCCCAAACAUAAAGACUACCAGACGGCGACACUUGGGAGACGGAAAGAGAAGAAGCGCAGCUCUCUCAUGUCCACUAUGUCAGGGUUCCUGCAGAAGACCAAGCGGCGCGGCAGCAGCCUAUCACUCAGGUCACUGUCUGACUCAGAACAAUCAGACAUGGACAUUGGUCGACCUAUACCUCGCCGCACCAUCUGGGACGACGACAGCGAUAACAGCAGCUUGAUGUCUGACAGCACGACCGCUGCUGAUAACCUUUUCCCAACGAUGAAACAAACAAAGAAGUACAGUUCUGCCUCCAGCAGCAAGGAAAACAUCUCGGCUCUGGCAACAACAGCCGAGUCCCCGCCUAAGACAGAAGAGCCAGUGUCAGACACGACUGAGGAGGGUCUCCUGCAGGACGUGGAGAACCUCUUCCCCACAGUGGGCGAGCUGAAGCGUUCCGACAGUCGAGAGAAAGAUGUGGAAUCGAAGCAAACCGCCGGGUCCUCCCGCGUGGGAGGGCGGCGAGAGUUCGCGGUUUCUCGCGCCUUGGGCAAGUACCGCCAGCGUCACUCAUCUUCCGCCCAAUCUGACGACCAGAGCGGAUCAGAGGAGGCAACUCGCGCCAGUAGUAGCGGUUCUGACAGUGGCUCUCGUCCACCCAGCAACCACCAGAUACUGAGUCCUCUGCCCCCCGGGGAGCUACCACCACAAACACUAUCUGACCGACCUCCGGUGGGCCCGGGAGCCCCACCCUCCGAGCUGCCUGGAUCAGAGAUGCUUCCCCAGAAGGACAACGCUGCUGCCAGUGAGCUACAACAGGUCAACAACAAUAUAACUGACCUGUCUCGCGAUACAGCAGCCGAGGACCAGAACGCUGCCAGCCAGUUCGGUUAUCAGUACUUUAAAGAUGUCAACAUUCCUCCGAAUGUAAAUUUUCCCAUGAGCGGCCAGGAGACCCUUCCCGUUGGUGGUACUUGUCCCCCAGCACCGACUUAUAAUGCUCCCCAACUCCCUCGUGAUGCCCAACCCUUUCCUGGCCAUGCUCAACAACCCUUCCCCCAAUAUCCACAAGAGUCUACCCUUCACCCUAUUUCUAACACUGCCUCUCUUACUUACUAUGAUCCGAACUUCCCCUCUAACACCGGUUUUAUUCAGCCAAAAAACGGGGAAGCGCCCGCCCCUAACAGCAGGACUGCGGCAGCGGAGGCUUCCCCGGGGCUAGGCGUGACGCCAGCCGCCGCCGCCGCUGCCCUUCUACAACAACCUGUCGUCAACAAAAACAUUGAUAUUAGCGUGUCUGGGGAGGCGGGCGAUAGUGACACGUCCGUAAGCGAGUCUCUGGGGGCGGAAGGAACUCCCUCCCGCGGUAGAGACCACAGCAGACGCUCGCCACCUGACGCUGCCAAGGACUACAGGCUGGCUCCUCCCAGCCAGAGGACACACUCUGAAGAAGAUGACAAUCGCUCCGUGCGAAGCUUCCGCAUGUCGCGAGGAUCCUCCAGGCGCCAGAGCACUGAGGACUCCAUCGACUCUGACGACGAGUGGUACCGCUACGAGCUGCGUAAGUUGGAGCUGAUGGAGGCGGACCAGUGGCGGGAACCAGAGCUGGAGGAGUGCUACCCCAUGCAGCCGGACGACCGAGUACGUGGCUACAUGAACGUGGUUCUGUGCGAGCUGCAGGGACGUGUUAAGACAGCGGACUCACAUGUGCCAGGUAGUGACAGGUCUCCCUCCGUGCUCCCGGCUGGACCUCAACAACUACCUUCCAAGGCCGUGUCUCCAAGCCUCCCUGGAGCGGUGUCUCCCAUACUAGCCACCCACCAGGCGCCCCAAGACGUGUACGAGGACGCCAUGUCCAGCGUUCUCUCUAAUGAAUCUGCGUUCUUCUCCGCUGCAGGAGACAGCCGCCAGAGUUCUCUCCGUUACUCUGAGUCUCAGGACACUCAGGUCUCCCAGGAGAGCGCCGUGUUCUCCAUGUACAGCAGUGACGGGCGGCGAGACACCCGGGGCGUCCUGGAGGAGCCCGCCCCCGCCAAGACCCGCCCCACACAGUCCAUCAUGCGUGCCCGUAUUGACUCUGACGACGAUGGUUCCUCAGGAGAGACUUCAGGUCCUGACUCACCUGAAGAAGACUUAGAAGAGGAAGAUGAUGAUGUUCCACCACCUGUCAUCAUGGAGGUCGUUCCUAAAGCAGCGCCUCCUGAAGAACCUCCCGCGGUUCAGAAGGGCAGGCGGACGCUGCCGGUGCCUCCCAUGGAACCUACAAGACCUCCAUCAGCCGAGUUGGCCGAGCCAGUAGUAGCGCCACCUGAACCCGUCUUACCGAAGCCUAGGGAAGACACCCGCCAUAUUACAGACGACCUCGCCUUCGAAUCGGACCUGGUGACUCAUUUGAACAGGAUAACAGAUACAUCCUUAGAGCCCGUUGAGGUAGCGUCCCCUACCCCGCCCCCGCCCCGACCCCCGACAGACCAAACUACCCCAGGUACCGAGGUCACGGCCCCAAGCGACGCUAUUUCGGUGCAUGAAGACAAAUCACUCGCUGAAAAAGACUCAGAACUCAGCGACACUAAACCUCAGAUCACUGUCGAGGGCGAGGAAGCCAAGGAGGAGGACCUAGAAAGCGCUGAAGGUGCCUCGGCUAAGCCCAAACCCUCCCUGAGAGGUCCUGGCAGUAAGUGGAAGCUGGUAAAGGCCCUCAAGGAGAAAAAGGAAGAGCAGAAACAGGAGAAAGAAGAAGAGACCUCGUCAACACCUUCAGUAAACGUUCACCAGGGAGAACAACCUGAAGAUGAUCUG